UCAAGUAAAAAGCGGUUUAAAGCUGUUGUUUCUAUGAUUAUUGCACAAAAAUGAAUAGAGGAGCUCUAGAUUUUUUACAAACCUACGGCGAUGAUGAUUUAUCGGAGGAUGACAUUGUGCCAGGACCAAAAGUUUCGACAAAACGUACACACAGAAGUGAUUCAGAAGAUGAAGAACCAGGACCAAAGUAUUUAUAUAGAUUGCCAGUGCCUGCUUUGUUUAAAAACAAUAAACAACAAAUAAAUAGUAAUUCUGAAGAAAAUAAUGGCAGAAUAAGAAGUUUUGCACAUGAAAGAGGAAAUUGGGCUACAUAUCUCUACAUUCCUUAUAUUAGUAAUUAUGGUGUAGAGGAGUUGAUAAAUACAAUUAAAACUGAGAUUCAACACAUUGAAUUGCACCCUGUGGAUCAUUUUCAUAUAAGUUUGACAAAAACCGUUAUUUUGAAAUAUCACUGGAUAGAUUCCUUUGUUUCUACGGUUGCGACCAAAAUCAAAGGAUUAAGAAGGUUCUUUAUAAUGUUUGACUGUUUUCAAAUAUAUUGCAACGAUGAAGGUACAAGAACAUUCAUAGGACUACAGACAAAAACAGGAUAUGACUCUCUACUAAAUGUAUCAAAGAUUUUAGACACAUGUUUGCAAGAAUAUAGACUGGAAACAUAUUAUAAGGACGCUAGUUUUCACAUGAGUAUAAUGUGGUGCCUUGGCGAUAAAACAACCGAAUUAAAACAAUUUCUACCCGCCAUGAACGAAAUCUACCGAAAAAUCUGUGACAACACCAGCGAUUGUUGGCACAUCGACGUUCAAAGCAUAGAAUGUAAAACAGGGAAUAAAUUAUUCACAUUUUCUUUUAAAAUAAUCUAAAUAAUAUGCACAAUAUAUUGCA
Messenger RNA from Dalotia coriaria, 882 nucleotides. RefSeq names its product U6 snRNA phosphodiesterase 1. The transcript is spliced from 5 exons. Lineage: Eukaryota; Metazoa; Arthropoda; Insecta; Coleoptera; Staphylinidae. Gene Ontology annotation, biological process: U6 snRNA 3'-end processing. The coding region runs from base 51 to 860 and encodes 269 amino acids. Gene Ontology annotation, molecular function: 3'-5'-RNA exonuclease activity. Gene Ontology annotation, cellular component: nucleus. The record is from RefSeq and is a predicted model, not a curated record.